Molecule: messenger RNA, 1893 nt
Organism: Macadamia integrifolia
Lineage: Eukaryota; Viridiplantae; Streptophyta; Magnoliopsida; Proteales; Proteaceae
Product: protein ACCELERATED CELL DEATH 6-like
Exons: 3
Coding region: 285-1502 (405 amino acids)
Cellular component (GO): plasma membrane
Molecular function (GO): protein phosphatase regulator activity; protein phosphatase 1 binding
Source: RefSeq, a predicted model, not a curated record
AUGAAUUAUGUUCUCUUAUUAAUGAUGCUAGAGAGUCCCCACUUUAUAUUUCUGCUUCAAAUGGGCUCACAUCUUUGGUAUGGCAAAUUUUACGUUCUUCUCGAUCCAAUGCUUAUGGCGGCCCAAAUGGUUUGACAGCUUUACAUGCAGCUGCAAGAGGAGGAGAUGAAGAUAUUAUCUGGGAAUUAGUUAGAGCAAAGCCAGAGCUAGUCAAAGAGAAGGACGAAUCUGGAAGGACCGCUCUUCAUCAUGCAAUAGUCUAUGAUUUUCUUGAAGGAGUCGAAAUGUUAUUGUAUUAUGACCGAAGUAUUGGGUACAUCCAAGACCAAGAUGGACAAACACCCCUCCACAUUGCUGCCAGUGGGAUUAACAUAGAAAUAAUUAAAAUACUUGUAAAGUAUUGCCCCGACUCAGCCUAUCAAGUUAAUAGAAGAGGUCAAAACAUUCUUCACGUCGUAAUGAGGGAUUGCUCUGAUGAUUAUUAUUCUCGUCAAAUUUUCCAAUAUUUAGUAAAGAAAGUUGAGCUUACGGGGCUUUUAAAUCAACCUGAUCAAGAUGGAAACACCCCUUUGCAUCUUGCAACCAUUGCCCAACAUCAACACUUUUUGGAAAUUCUCAAAAAAGAUCAUCGAGUAGACCAGUUUGUCAUUAAUAAGAAGAAAAUGACAGCACAAGAAUGUUGCAUUGGAAAUGAGAAAAAAAUUGUCAAAUUGAAGAAGGAAGACAAACAAAGGAACAGUGCAGAGUAUUCUCCGGAAGAUUAUGCGGAGGGAGAAAAUGAAAGGCUAAUGCUAGCCAAAGAAGAGAGACAAAGGAAAAAAGAACAACUUUCCCAAACACAUAUAAUAGUGGCAAUGCUCAUUGCCACAAUCACCUUUGCUGCAGCUAUCCAAAUGCCUGGAGGUUAUGAAAGUGACAAUUCUAAAAAAGGCAUGGCAACACUUGCAAAAGCAGCUGCCUUCAAAGCUUUUGUUGUAUCAGAUUCCAUAGCUCUGGCAUCCUCUAUGCUCGUGGUAUACUUACACUUUGAUGAAACACUUAGGAAAAGCUUGGGUGUUAGUGUUCCAGAUUAUCAUGAAGUUACCACAUACCUUAUGUUUAUAUCCAUUAAUGGGGUGAUGCUAGCAUUUAUGACCGGCGUUUAUGCAGUUCUGAUGGCCACCGAAUCUUUCUGGGUUGGAAUCGUGACUAUUGUAGUGACCAGUGUCGUGCCCGUUAUUGCGUCAACUACAGCGACUUUAGGAUAUGCUCUCGGGUUCAUACAUCGACAUAUAAGCAUAAGCAAAACACUACUGGCCAUUGUCAUUAUUGUUGUUGCCUUUGCUCCAGCCUUUGCCGUAUUGGGAGUCUUAUUUAUUGCUUUUCUUAUCUGUUAUUUCGUCUCAGAGUGCCUAAGUCAUCGGUUUGUUACGGUCUCCUGUCAGCCUUGCCUUUCUUGUAUCGUGCCACUUUCUUCAGUCUUUGUUUGGGCUUUCGAAUAUAUAGAGUCUUUGUUUGUGUAGUUUUGAGUCCAUGGAGCACAUUUUCUUUGACUGUCCUUUCACUCAUUCUCUCUGGGUGGGAAUCCUGAGGAAAUGAUGGCCAUGGGCGAGGCAGAUUUAUUAUUUUGACAGUGAAUGGUGUUGGGUUUCUUUCUUCAUCAAGAGGUUCCUCCAGAUGUGUUUUGGAAUUACAUAUAGAUAGAAAUUAAGGGGAGGCUACGAAGUGAUCUCGCUGCUGCCUCAAAUACCUUCACUCCUGUAAUUCGCGCGCCAAACUUUUCUUUCCCCACUCCCUUCUGGGUGUUGUAUUCUUUUGGCCUUUGUUGAAUAUAUUUUCAUUCAAAAAAUAUUUAACUUUUCUAGUGUACAAUUAAGAUGAGGAUGUUAACAGUAAUGAGUCAACAGAAAUCUC